AGGUAAGGCUAGAUCACACCAAGUAUGAGUAGUGAAUAAUGGCCUGCAGUCUUCAUCAACUCCUCGCCAUUUGCUUCCUCGUAGCGCCCAUCGGCUACGUCAUGGCCGAGACGCCCGCGAUGCCCGGGGCGCCCGCGAUGCCUGGGGCUCCCUCCGACGUGCCCUCGGACCGGUGUGAAGUGCGGCAAGCGGCCUGGUUUGCCGUAGCCGCGUACAAUGCGGCGGCGUCCCAGGAGAAUUAUGCCUACAAACUCACGGCUAUAGUAUCCUCUCAAACUCAGGUUGUGGCAGGUCUGAACUACAUCUUGACCACAGAACUGGGCCUGACUUGGUGCAUGAAAGCGCAGGCGAUGGACCCGGAAACCUGUCCUUUGCAAGUAAACGGGAAGAGGCUGCUGUGUCGCUUCGUCGUGUACACGAUUCCCUGGGAGGGCAAAGCUCUGCUGACGGAGAAGACAUGCAUCGACGUUCCCCCUAGUCCACGCUGCUUUCGCCGUUCCCUCAAAGAAGGGACACGCUGAUUUGCGCCCAUUUUGGCUCUGCUCCCGUGUCUUUCGUAUAAACCCGGACAACUUUCCUAUGACUGUUACAUUUGCUGAAAUAAAUGAUGUCUGGAGUAAUGGAA
Paramormyrops kingsleyae is the source of this 625-nucleotide messenger RNA. Lineage: Eukaryota; Metazoa; Chordata; Actinopteri; Osteoglossiformes; Mormyridae. The record is from RefSeq and is a predicted model, not a curated record.